Marasmius oreades (fairy-ring Marasmius) is the source of this 390-nucleotide messenger RNA. RefSeq lists its product as uncharacterized. The coding region runs from base 1 to 390 and encodes 129 amino acids. The record is from RefSeq and is a predicted model, not a curated record. Lineage: Eukaryota; Fungi; Basidiomycota; Agaricomycetes; Agaricales; Marasmiaceae. The transcript has a single exon.
AUGGCUCGUUUACGUCUCCAACCUUGCCAUGCACCUCGAGUUAUGGUGUCUUGGGAGCAAAUGCAGCAGGAUAAAAAACAGAAGCGGAAGAAACUCGGUGCUCUUGCUCUUAUCUGUGCCUCUGCUGCCUAUGUUGCCAUUACAGGCCACCCUGCCAAAGAACCUGUUCCGAUGUACACAUCUAUUCUCACAGGACAGUGCUGGCUUGACGAGCUCUUGAAAGGUCAUCCAUUACGGUUUCAGCAGCAACUUGGAGUGACCAAGGAAGUUUUUUGCCAGCUGUUGCUGGAACUGCAGUUAUUCUACAGUCUGACUGACUCAAAAUACGUGACUGCAGAUGAGCAACUAGCCAUGUUCCUCUACUUCGCCAGUACAGGAUCAACUUUCUGA